Sclerotinia trifoliorum is the source of this 5382-nucleotide messenger RNA. The record is from the annotation of a GenBank genome assembly. Lineage: Eukaryota; Fungi; Ascomycota; Leotiomycetes; Helotiales; Sclerotiniaceae.
AUUGUUAUCGACACAAAGUGCAAGAACUAAUUAUCUCACCGAGAUUAACAUUAACAUUACCAUUACCAUGUUGGUCUGAAUUCAAAUUAUUUCAUAUUGCUACGCUCCAUAAAACACCAUCUUUCAUGUACUAUACCGAUUCAUAUCUGGUGAAGAUAUAAUGCCUCUUCAAAAGUCCUUCUCUGAUACCAAUCCUUCAGGAAAAGAGAAUAAUGUAUGUAUAUCAAUUCGAUGCGCCUACUCAUGUAACUCAGCGUACAAGCAAAUGUCCAUUUCAUAAACUAUUAGAAGCUAAUCGAACACAGUCCCGGCCACAAUGGCAGAAAAAUAAAAAUUAUCAAAACCAACAGCAAAAGCCCAAAGUCCCCGCAAAACCAUUAGCAGAGAAACCACCCAUUCCUGUCUCAACCACUACGAAGAAUAUACUCAACAAUUUUCAAUACCGAGAGCAAACCGGGAAAAAGGAUGAUGCGAAAGAAGUUGUAAAUUUGGUGUCUUCGGAGACAGAUAGCAAAACCGCCACACCAUCAAAGAGGAGGCGACAAAGCUCAUCAAAAGAUGGGAAGACUUCUGUAGAGGAAGAUGUCUCCCUCGAGGAGCCUGCGCCUGCAGAUGCUCCGUCUACUCCAUCAAUGGGGUUUGAUCCCACACAAAACACCGAUUUCAAGAGACCAUUCAAAGCAAUAUCACCUGACGAUCGUAUAAUUUGGGAUACAAACAAAGAUAGUCAACAGUUACCUGACCCACGAACUAGCAAUUUAGGAAAGAGGAAGAGAGGCCAUGUCGAGUUUUCUAGAGCACAGAGUUCUUCACCUAUAUUGGGUCGCUCUUCGCAAGCAGAUUCACGACCACGACCGGGGCCUGAGGUUGAGAUGUGGUUGAGAGUACCUCAGGACCAUAAACUCUCGAGGAUUAUGGACAAUGCAUCUCCGCAAUCAUUGAAAGAUGGUAAUGCACUUAGAGGAUUGACUCGAUCAAGGAGUCUUGGUAAUCCAUUAAAUCCAAAGAGACAUCAACCGAAGAGGAUAGGAAAAAAUAGAGAUAUUGAUACCCCGGGUUUGAUGAGGCGACUGCAGGAAGAUUAUAAGCCAAAGGAAAUUUCUAGUGGUCCUUCGAGCUCAUCACCCCUUCCUGACAAAGGACUAUUUCAUGAAGGAUUGAGCUCUCCACUAGGGCAAAAGAGAACUAAAAGCAGGACAUCGCCUCUGAAAAGGAGACUUGAACCGCCGUCAUCACCAAUCAGGAAUGCCGAGUCCGUUGCUUCUCUGCUGAGCCCAAAAAGACCUUCCACUUCCGAGUCAGAUUAUGGUUCUGAUGAUGGUCUUGAUGAAAUUGGUGGGAUGAUUCUUUCGGCUAUCGAGUCACAGAGUCAAGCUCCUCCUGCUUCGAAGUCACGACCCCUACCUCCACCCAAAAAAUAUCAAUCGCCGACUAAGCCAAAAACUUACUCUACACAUAAACCUCUGAACGUCUCGAGAAUCCCCACCAGUUUGAAAGCAGUUGAUGACGACGAUAGUGAUGAAUUUGGUGAGGGUUUGGAUGAUGAUGAUUUUGAUGCUGCUUUUGCUGGAUCAGUUCCAGUAGAUAAUGUAGAGCUUCCACCAUCAAGGCCUAGAGGUGCAGCAGCUAAGGAAGAGCCCGAUGAUGAAUAUGGUGACGAUAUAGACGAUUCAGAUUUUACUGCUGCGGAGAUAGCAGCAACUCAGUCACUUAAACCAUCAGCACAUAGCCUAAUGCCUGUACGUCCGAGAAAUCCGUAGCAAUAUAUUAUUUAUUCAAUGCUAAGAAAUGUCUAGUCGAUGGAAAAAGUUCGCGCAAUUCAAAGAUAUCUUGUCACUAUGAUGGACGAUAAUCAAUAUGAAGGUGUUAAUGGUAGAAUGCAACCAGAAAAGGUAAAAAUUUUGAUCUAUUGCCUUGAUUUAACUAACCAGCUCAAGAUACUUUUUCUCCAACCAGAGCGUUCCAAAGUUAAAAGAAUGGUUCACCUCCGAGGAACGUGGAUUGAUACUCCUGUGACUAUGAAAGCAUUUGUCCAUAUCAUUGGCAAAUUCGACUCGCAGGGAAUCUGCAUCAUAGAUGAUAACUCUGGUUUGAUCAUUCUUCACCCGGAUCAUCUCAUCUCUGCGCUUGUUGUAGCAGAUUCUUUUGGAUGUACUCGUCGUGCUGUUCUUCAAGAUAGAGUCAAAGCUACUGGUGAAGCAUCUCCAGCGAUGCUCUAUGGAACAAUUCUUCAUGAGAUUUUCCAGGCUGCAAUGCUUGCUAAUCGAUGGGACACAAUGUUUUUAGGUGAGCUCAUUGACAAGCUUGCUCAGAGACAUCUUGAAGAUUUGUAUGUGAUCAAGGUUGAGAUACCCCAGGCUGUAGAAUAUUUACAUAGUAAGAUGGGAGAGUUGCAAGCAUGGGCAGAAUUGUUUGUGUCAUCUCAACCGAAAGUAAGUAAAUCAGGCCAUUUUUUACUCUAUAUGCUAAUUCCUUAGCCUGGAGCUCUAGUAAAAGCUAGCAGUGGUGAUAGCGUGGCUAUGUGUGUGAGCAACCUUCUCGAUGUUGAAGAGCACGUCUGGUCUCCAAUGUAUGGUUUGAAGGGCAAUAUCGAUGCUACAGUACAGAUUACCAUCAGAGAUGAGAAAGAGCAAAGAACCCUUACUGCACCUCUUGAGGUCAAAACUGGCAAGAAUCCUAGUGUAGCCAACCGGGCGCAAACUGCACUUUACAAUCUCCUCAUAUCUGACCGAUAUGAUGUUGAAAUUGCUUAUGGUAUCUUGUACUACAUGGAAACUUCUGAGACCAUUAGAAUUCCAGCUAUUCGUCACGAACUUCGCCAUAUGAUCAUGCAGAGGAAUGAGCUUGCUUGUUUUGUCCGAGAGAAAAAUUCCCAACUUCCUCCUAUGCUUAAGAAAGAGAAUAUGUGUGGAAGGUGUUAUGCCAAGAACACAUGCUUCAUUUAUCACAAGCUGGCGGAUGAUGGAAAUGGUGAGACAAGUGGUAUGAAGGAAAAGUUUGAUGAAGUGGUCAAACAUCUUACUCCAAGGCAUAAAGAGUUCUUCCUCAAAUGGGAUGAUCUUCUUACGAAGGAAGAGAAGGAUUCCUUAAAAUUUCGUCGGGAGUUAUGGACUAUGCUCAGCUCAGAACGUGAGAAGCUUGGUCGAUGUUUUUCUAAUGUUGUCAUUGAAGAAGGAUCAGCAUAUGAAGACCUUAACAACGAGAAGAUUAAUCGAUAUCGAUACACUAUGAUCAAACCAAAAACUUCAACAGCAUCAGGAUUCUCCUUCAUGGAUUCGCAAAUAAUCGUAGGAGAACCAAUCGUCAUAUCAGAUGAAAAAGGUCAUUUUGCUCUGGCCAAAGGUUAUGUUACCAACGUACGGAAAAACAGAAUCACAGUCGCAGUUGAUCGUCGUUUACAUAAUGCUCGCAUCAGACAGCCUGGAUUUGACGAGACUAAUAACCAGGUUUUCGCUAGUAUCAUGGAAGUGGCAGCUGAAGGCUCUACACCAGCAGAUUCCAUUGGUAAAAUUAAGGAGGAGCCAAUUCUUUACAGACUCGAUAAGGAUGAAUUCAGUAAUGGUCUUGCUACAGUUCGGAAUAACCUCAUUCAAAUAAUGACAGAGGGACCCUUUGGAUCACGCGAAAUUCGGGGUCUAGUCGUUGAUCUUAAUGCUCCUCGUUUCAAACCACAUUCAACACAAUACACACUUAAAGAUCGCUCGAGUAUAAAUGUGGAUCAACGUCGUGCUAUUGAAAAAGUCAUGUCGGCACAAGAUUAUGCGCUUGUACUUGGUAUGCCUGGUACUGGGAAGACCACAACUAUUGCUCAUAUUAUUCGAGCUCUUGUUUCACAAGGAAAAUCGGUUCUUUUGACUUCCUAUACUCAUACAGCUGUGGAUAAUAUUCUUCUCAAACUUCGUGAUGACUCGAUUCCUAUUUUACGUCUAGGAACUAAAGCGAAAAUCCACCCUGAUGUUCAAGAAUUCGCCAAACUUGCCGUUGAUCCUAAAGAAACUAUGGAAGAGAUCCGAAGUGUGUGGCAUGAUACACCAAUUAUUGCAACCAGUUGUCUCGGCAUCAAUCAUCCUAUUUUCAACGAACGAACAUUUGACUACUGUAUUGUAGACGAGGCUUCUCAAAUUACACUUCCCGUUUGUGUUGGUCCUAUUCGUUUCGCACGUACAUUCAUCCUUGUUGGAGAUCACAACCAACUUCCACCAUUAGUCAAAGAUGAAGAGGCUAGAAAAGGUGGUUUAGAUAUUUCUCUCUUUAAAUAUCUCUCCGAUGCUCACCCUCAAAGCGUUGUCUAUCUCGAACAUCAAUACCGUAUGAAUGCCGAUGUAAUGGCUCUCUCCAACACACUCAUCUAUAAUGGUCGUCUUAAAUGCGGCAGCGAAUCAGUUGCUACUCGGAAAAUUAUCAUCCCUGCGAUGGAUGCGCUUAAAGCACAUCAUCAUACUCCCAGCAGCAUUUUACAUAGUACUCAGAAAUCCAUCUGUCUAGAACCCAAAAAAGGGAGAUGUUGGUUGAGAGAUUUAUUAGAUCCAGAUGUUACCGUCGCAUUCGUGGACACAGAUGGACUUGGGGAAAUAGCCAGAGAAAGCGAAAAAGGAAAUCGAACAGUCAAUGAUUUAGAAGCUAAAAUCGUCACUCAACUUGUCACCUCUCUCAUAUCCGUCGGUAUCGAUCCUACAGAAAUAGGAGUAAUGACGCAUUACCGCUCCCAACUAGCUUUACUAAAAGAUAGUCUCCGCACAGCCAAAGGCGUAGAAAUGCACACGGCGGAUCGCUUCCAAGGAAGAGAUAAGGAGGUUAUUGUGUUAAGUUUAGUACGUAGUAACGAAGCGGGAAAUAUAGGUGAAUUACUUAAAGAUUGGAGAAGAAUAAAUGUAGCGUUUACGAGGGCGAAAACAAAGUUAUUAGUGGUAGGUAGUAGGAGCACUUUGAAAGGAAAUUCGGAGAGGAGAGAAACUCAGGGUGAGAAGAAGGAAGAGAUGGUUUGUAGGUUUGUGAAGUUGAUGGAGGAGAGGAAGUUUAUAGGUUGAGGAGGAACAUGGGGUCAAUUGGGAGGUGGAAGUUGAUGUGGGAGUGGAGUGGUUGGAUGAUGGAAUGAAUGGAUUGGAGGGAAGGAAUGGAAAAGAAGGAAUGAGGAAGAGUGGUGGUAUGAAGGGAAAACAUCAACCGAAGAUAAUUAGAGGCGGUUUGGUGAUGGGUGUCGGGAAUGGGAAAGGGAAUGGAAAUGGAAAUGUGAAAACAGGGAGUAUUUUGAUGGAUUUGGUUAAUGAUGCGUUGUGAUAUGAUUCUUUGGUUGGUUGGUUGGAUUAGCAUCUGGAUGGUUUUUGUAGGAUUAUUAGGAUUAGGAUUAGGAUUAUUAUGUUUUGAUAUUAUGGUGUUUUGGCU